CUACGACUCACUCCCUCUUCCCUCCUCCCCAUUACUACAUUUCCUGGGAAAGGUCUCGUCUUUGGCAUUUUGCCCUUUACUUGGAUUCAAGGGAAUGCUGCUGCUUUGGCUUCUUACUGUUCCUUUGGUCUUUUUCGGAAAAUUGGAGCUUUUUUGAGCUUGAAGGGGUAUUUGCUCUCGGAGAAGAAGAUUGGGCCAAAAUCAGGUGAACGUUUGAUAGAUGGAGUCGAAGGAGAUCCGGUCGCCGGAGGAGAGCACUCCGGAGAGGUCGGUUUUGGAUUAUAUUCAGAGGAAGAAGCUGGGGAUCCACUUUGCGGAGAGCGAUGAGCGGCGGUUCCCCAAGGCGAUCGGCGGGGAGUACUACAUGGCCGGCGGGACGACGCCCGUGAACAUCAGGGGCAGGCCCAUCGAAGAUCUCUCCAAGACCGGCGGCUGGGUCGCCGCUUUCUUCAUCUUUGGUAAUGAGAUGGCAGAGAGGAUGGCGUACUUUGGGCUGUCGGUUAAUAUGGUUACAUUCAUGUUCUACAUGAUGCACCGACCGUUCGCGAGCUCGGCUAAUGCAGUGAACAACUUCCUGGGGAUAUCACAGGCCUCAUCUGUCCUCGGCGGUUUUCUGGCUGAUGCUUAUCUUGGUAGAUAUUGGACUAUCGCUAUAUUCACCACUAUUUAUCUUCUGGGUUUGACAGGACUAACAUUAUGCGCCACUAUGAGAGUCUUCAUACCAAACCAAUCUGACUGUGAUCAGUUAUCUAUACUCGUGGGCGCGUGUGAGCCUGCAAAGCCGUGGCAGAUGCUAUAUCUAUAUGUAGUUCUUUACAUCACAGCUUUUGGAGCGGCAGGGAUAAGGCCGUGCGUCUCAUCAUUUGGAGCCGACCAGUUUGACGAGAAGAGUAGAGACUACAAGGCUCACUUAGAUCGAUUCUUCAAUUUUUUCUACCUCUCUGUUACAAUCGGAGCGAUCGCGGCCUUCACAAUGGUUGUGUACAUUCAGAUGAAGCAUGGAUGGGGUUCGGCAUUUGGCUCUCUGGCCGUAGCAAUGGGUAUCUCAAAUGCCGUUUUCUUUAUAGGCACUCCAUUGUACAGGCAUAGGCUACCAGGUGGAAGCCCUCUCACAAGAGUAGCUCAGGUUCUAGUAGCCGCUUUUAGAAAGAGAAAUGUACCUUUCUCUAGCAGCGACUUCGUUGGACUUUAUGAAGUCCCUGGUAAUAGAUCGGCCAUCAAGGGUAGUGGGAAGAUAGACCACACAGAUGAUUUCAGGUGUUUGGAUAAGGCUGCUCUUCAGCUGAAAGAGGAUGGCACUGAUCCCAGCCCAUGGAGGCUUUGCACAGUAACGCAAGUCGAAGAGGUUAAAAUAUUACUAAAACUUCUCCCAAUACCGGCUUGCACAAUAAUGCUGAGUGUAAUAUUGACUGAGUAUCUGACUCUCUCAGUGCAGCAAGCAUACACUAUGAACACCCACAUGGGCCACCUCAAACUCCCAGUUACAUGCAUGCCUGUCUUCCCUGGUCUCGCAAUCUUUUUUAUUUUAGCCCUAUACUAUUCAACAUUCGCCCCCUUGUCCCGCCGCAUCACGGGCCACCCUCAAGGCGCAUCUCAGCUUCAGAGAGUGGGCCUUGGGCUUGCGGUUUCUAUUUUAUCAGUAGCAUGGGCUGGGGCUUUCGAGAGGUAUAGAAGGAAUUAUGCUAUCAAAAAUGGUUAUGAGGCUCUCUUUCUCACUCAUAUGCCUAAUUUGAGUGCCUAUUGGUUGUUGAUUCAGUAUUGCUUGAUCGGAAUAGCCGAAGUGUUUGCCAUUGUGGGUCUUUUAGAAUUUCUUUAUCAGGAGGCUCCUGAUGCCAUGCGAAGUGUCGGUUCUGCUUAUGCUGCAGUGGCCGGUGGUUUGGGCUGUUUUGUUGCUACUAUAUUAAACAAUAUUAUCAAUUCCAUCACUGGAAAUGAGGACGAAGGGCGCCCAUCAUGGCUUUCCCAAAACAUAAAUACUGGGAGGUUUGAUUACUUGUAUUGGUUGUUGGCCAUACUAAGUACGAUCAACUUUUGUGUUUUCCUAUAUUUCGCAAAGAGAUACAAAUACAGGGUUCAGAAGGUGGUUGAGGUGGAGGUACCAAAUGGAAGCACGACUUUUAGUUCAUUUGAGAACAAGUAGAGUGGUAGAUUUAUCUGCAGUUGAUCCAGCAUUAUACAUUGAUAUUUAUGAGUCGUCAUUUAUUUUAUUUGGUAAAUUGGGACCUAGUUAGCUGGUGUUGGAUCAUUUAUAAUGAUUAGGAAACUAGAAAAAAAAAAAAGGCAAUUUAGUUAAAUGUUGCACUCUAUUUAGUCCCAUAAUUUUCCUUUUUGUGUGUUAAAAAUUAGUUGCAGCUUAGAUGUACCUGGAGCUGCAGAGCUGCUCUAGGAUUGAGAACUUUGUUCCUGAGAUGUUAGUUUUAUGAAUGUUAUAAAUUUAUGUGCGGAAUGUUACUUGUUUUUCAAUUUCA
This is a messenger RNA of Ananas comosus (pineapple), 2468 nucleotides long. RefSeq names its product protein NRT1/ PTR FAMILY 6.1. Gene Ontology annotation, cellular component: membrane. Bases 221 to 2140 code for a protein of 639 amino acids. The record is from RefSeq and is a predicted model, not a curated record. The transcript has 4 exons. Gene Ontology annotation, biological process: transmembrane transport; oligopeptide transport. Gene Ontology annotation, molecular function: transmembrane transporter activity. NCBI's taxonomy places the organism in Eukaryota, Viridiplantae, Streptophyta, Magnoliopsida, Poales, Bromeliaceae.